Molecule: messenger RNA, 1830 nt
Organism: Thlaspi arvense
Lineage: Eukaryota; Viridiplantae; Streptophyta; Magnoliopsida; Brassicales; Brassicaceae
Source: the annotation of a GenBank genome assembly
AGCCAAGUUGUAAUCCUAAUCAAAUCGGUUUUAAUACUCGUUGGAGUAAUCUUCAACAUCUUUUGCAUAGAAGCAGAGACGAUCAAAGAAGAUAAACACACUCUUCUUCAAUUCGUUAGCAACAUCAACCACCCUCAUUCACUAAACUGGUCACCAAAUCUUUCUAUAUGUACCAAAUGGACCGGUGUUGUCUGCAGCUCAAAUCACUCAAACGUCGUCGCUCUUCGUUUAGCAGCCACGGGUCUUCGAGGGCGUAUCGAGCUAAGCAACAUAUCCAGGUUAACUAAUCUUCAAGUUCUGAUUCUCAGUUCUAACAACAUCUCUGGACCUUUUCCUCCAAGUUUACUAGCUUUGAAGAACUUGACCGAGCUUAAACUCGACUUCAACGAGUUCUCUGGUCCUUUGCCUUCUGAUCUCUCUUCUUGGGAGCUUCUACGAGUUCUUGAUCUCUCUAACAAUCGGUUUGAUGGUAGCAUCCCAUCAUCAUUUGAGAAGCUAACCCGAUUACAAUCUCUGAGUCUUGCGAGUAACAAGUUUUCCGGUGAGAUUCCGAGUCUUCAUACUCCGGGUCUGAAGCUGCUCGACUUAGCUCACAACAAUCUGACAGGAACCGUACCAAAGUCAUUACAGAGGUUUCCGCUCUCGGCAUUUGUCGGAAACAAUGUUACCUCCGAAAAGAAGCUGGCUCCUGUUCAUUCAUCAUUAAGGAAAGAAACGAAACACCACCACAACCAUGUAGUCCUCGGCAUAGCAUUAAGCUCGUGCUUUGCGAUACUAGCUCUUCUCGCUAUCUUAUUGGUAAUCAUCCAUAACAGAGAAGAUCAAAGAAGAUCUACAAAGGAAAAACCAAGCAAGAGGAGGAAAGAUUCAGAUCCAAACGUGGGUGAAGGAGAUAACAAGAUUGUGUUUUUCGAAGGGAAGAAUCUUGUCUUUGACUUAGAAGACUUGUUGAGAUCCUCUGCAGAAGUUUUAGGGAAGGGGCCAUUCGGGGCAAGCUACAAGGUCGAUCUCGAAGACUCUGCAACCAUCGUCGUGAAAAGGAUCAAGGAAGUUUGUGUGACUCAGCGUGAAUUCGAGCAGCAAAUUGAACAGCUCGGCAACAUCAAACAUGAGAAUGUUGCCACUCUAAGAGGAUAUUUCUACUCUAAAGAUGAGAAGCUCGUGGUUUAUGAUUACCACGAACAAGGAAGUCUUUCAACUUUACUACACGGUCAGAGAUGUCUCACGAAUCGGAAACCUCUAGAUUGGGAAACAAGAUUGAAUAUGGUGUAUGGAACAGCAAGAGGAGUAGCUCAUAUCCACUCACAAAGCGGAGGCAAACUAAUCCAUGGGAACAUAAAAUCCUCAAACGUUUUCCUCAACGCGAAAGGAUACGGCUGCAUCUCCGGUGCAGGAAUGGCCACGCUGAUGCAUUCGCUACCCAGGCAUGCGUUUGGCUAUCGUGCACCAGAGAUAACAGACACAAGAAAGGGGACUCAACCGUCGGACGUAUAUAGCUUCGGGGUGUUGAUAUUCGAGGUUCUCACAGGAAAAUCAGAAGUGGCUAACCUGGUGAGGUGGGUGAACUCGGUGGUCAGAGAGGAAUGGACCGGAGAGGUGUUUGAUGAAGAGCUUUUGAGGUGUACUCAGGUAGAGGAAGAGAUGGUGGAGAUGCUUCAGGUUGGUAUGGUAUGCACGGCGAGAUUGCCGGAAAAGAGACCACACAUGACUGAGGUAGUGAGAAUGGUGGAAGAGAUAAGACCGGAGAAGCUAGCUAGCGGAUACAGAUCAGAGGUUUCCACAGGCUCAACUCCAAUAGGAAGUCUAUCAGGAUCGCCGUAUAUAUUGUGA